Messenger RNA from Aspergillus saccharolyticus JOP 1030-1, 1076 nucleotides. RefSeq lists its product as uncharacterized. Bases 301 to 861 code for a protein of 186 amino acids. The transcript has 2 exons. Lineage: Eukaryota; Fungi; Ascomycota; Eurotiomycetes; Eurotiales; Aspergillaceae. The record is from RefSeq and is a predicted model, not a curated record.
CUUUUCUCGAGUCUUUCUAGUCCUCGUCUCACCGCCCUCUCUCAUUGAGUAUCUCUUACUCCCUCUUCCUCUGGCAUCUCCCACGAACUAUCCGUCUUACAUCAUUCCAAUCCUUUUCACCUCUCACUCGCUUCAACCUUCACCUCAUAUAGAAUUCCACCUCACCUUACUUUGUCUCACCUCCUGCCGACUCUCCAUCUUACACCUUCCAAAACUGUACCUCUCAAUUGCUUCAACCUUCGCCUUAUCUAAACUUCCACCUCACCACACCUCACUUUCACACUCGAUCCUCGAGCCAAAAUGGGUCUUCCCUUCGAUCCUGUUCGUGAUUGCUUGCGCACCAAUGAUGUGGCGCACGGGGAGGACACGAAUAAGCCUCAGAUGUCCAUUUCCGAGGACGCUGAGCGAGCUGCACAGCAGCCGGAGCAGGACGACUCCAUGCGUCCCGAAGACCUGGCCCCUGUUGAAACAGCGACAAAUCUCCCUGUUGAGCCACCGUUCUUGAUCGCCUCCUCUGCCCACUCUGAGUACGAGCAGUAUGAGGUGGGGACCGACACUGACAGCGACUCUUACUUCGACGCUGAGACUGGUCUCGAAGUUGACACUGAUGUCAGCAAUGACGCUGAAGUGGAAGUCAGUGAACUGGACAUCACUGAAAUGGUGACCGACACGGACAGUGAAGGUGAAUCUGAUGUCGAAGCCUUGGUCACUGAUGAUAUCGAAGACAGUUUUGUUCUCGUUGAAUGGCCUGAGGAUGCUGUUUUUGAGGUGCUCGAGAUAUCUGUGCUGUCCACCGCAGACGUGCCGGCCUGUCUUUGUGGUUAUCACGUCUGUGAUCUAUGCCGUCAAGGAAACCACUGAGCUACUCAGUUCUGUCAAGUCCACUAUCAACUGGACCUGACUUUUAUGUGCUUUAUUGCAUGGCAUGAUGGCAUUUGCUCAGGAGUUCUCGGCGUUGGGCGAGGAGGUGGACGGCUGUUGGACCAUGGCUCCUAUCCUGUCAUACGGAAUGCAUAGUCGUACAGUUGUUGGAGUGUUAGUCGGACUGGAUGAUUCUUUUGGUUCUCCGAUUUCUG